AUGGCGGCGGGCUCCGAUUUGUUGGAUGAUGUUUUCUUCAACACAGAGGUGGACGAAAAAGUAGUUAGUGCGUUAGUUGGGUCUUUGGAGUCCGAGUUGACGGGUGCGGGUCACGGUAACACCGCGGCUACGGUCCAGUCUACAGCAAAUCACACCGGCAAUCCACCUACAGGUAGUAAUUCCCAUGUCCAAGGCAGCAAAAUGGGACUUUCACGAGAGCUCGGUAAAGCAGGGACAGGGGUACAAGGAGGUGUCAUCAACAGUGCGAGGACCCACGGCUCGACCAUGGAUGGAGCAGCCGGGACCACAUCGGCGGCGGGAUCGGGCAUGACAGCGGGUCAGAGUCUAACCAAGACAGAGACAGUCAGUUGUGUUGUGACGGUGGUGCCUGAUCCUGGGGUCGGGAAACCUUUAACAGCUGGCGUUCAAACUUUGAAUGGAAGUAAUGUGGCGAUGAACUCUCAUACUCCCGGAGGCGCGUCUGUUGAUAGUAGCGGCAACAACCCACCGCCUGCUGUCACAAUUGUCAACAACGGACCUGGCUCUUUGACCAAAGGAAAUUCAGUUUUAUCUGCAACAUCUAGCACUAUCAUUCAGACCUCAUCGACAAAUGCGCAGAAUUCUGUCACUACGCCUGUAAUCUCAUCUCAGCCUUCAGUAAACAAUGUUCCUACAGUUACACUUGUGAGGCCACCUAUGCAAACUCCCACAAUUACCUCGCAGAGCGGGGGCAAUUCCACCACGGGUCUAUCGUCACAAGUGGCAAGUGUUGCAAGCACUGUUGUUCCAGGACCUAUGGUAAACAAAUUUGAGUCUCCUAAAACUAUUAUCCACACUACUGCACAAGUCGCAGCUCCAAGUGUUGCGACAACAGCCGCGAAGAGCCCUAAUGUUUUGCAAAAUGUCAGGACUUCGAUACCUUCUACAAUCGCUGCUGCUGGUCCCGGUGGAAUAAGAGCUAUUGCCCCACAAGUGUUAGCCCCUCGUCUGGCUCAGCCACAGCAAAAUGCUCCAAACAUCCAAAACAUCCAGCUCCCACCAGGAAUGGUCCUGGUUCGCAGUGAGAGUGGGCAGCUGUUGAUGAUUCACCAUCAGACUUUGGCCCAGAUGCAGGCCCAGGCCCAAUCUCAAAGUGCCAUGGCACCACGACCUGCAACCCCCACCAGCUCUCCACCUGUCCAGAUUACCUCUGUACAGGCUCCAGGGGCGCCCAUAAUGGCUCGUCAAGUGACCCCCACCACUAUCAUCAAACAGGGCACCACAGUUCAGACCAGUGUGCAGGCCACCACCACGCUGCAAAGACCUCCUGUGCUGCAGAACACCAUCAUGCUUGGAGGGACUGCCACCACUCCAGGACAACCCACUACUGUGCAGCCUGGAUCAGCAGCUACAGCCUUAACCCAAAGGAUAGGGCCCCCAGGGGCAACUGGGACUGCUGUUGCCCCUACUGCUAUCACGGCGGAAACGCUGGAAAAUGUGAAAAAGUGUAAGAACUUUUUGUCCACACUUAUCAAACUGGCAUCCAGUGGAAAGCAGUCCUCUGAGACAACUGCCAAUGUUAAGGAGCUGGUCAAGAACCUACUGGAGGGGAAGAUUGAGGCAGAGGACUUCACCAGUAGGUUAUACCAGGAGCUCAACUCCUCGCCACAACCAUAUCUUGUGCCUUUCCUUAAGAGAAGUCUUCCAGCAGUGCGUCAGAGGACCCCAGAUGCAGCAGCUUUUAUUCAGCAGAGCCAACUGCCCCAGCCUAGCCCUCAGCCCGCUGCCACAGCUUCCACAGCCCUGACUGCUGUGGUGCUCCGACCCCCUCUUUCCACCACCACCACGAGCGCAACCAGCACUAGUGGCAACAAAGCCCCAAUCAUCAGCGUGACACAGACACCUCACAGCAAACCUGGCCUGAUUGUGCCCCAGCAACAGGGGCCUAUGGUGAGGCCCCAGGUGACUCUGGCUCAGUCCCCCAUGGUUACACUCAGGGGACAACCCCAUAGUCGCAUCAUCAUGGGCCAGCCACAGGUGGUCAAGCAGCUGCAGACAGUUCCAGUGGUGAAGACUUUGGCCCCUGGGUCCAAAGGACUGCUUGCUGCCCAGUCGACUCUAACCGCUGCUCAGAAAAACAAGCUGAAGGAGGUUGGCGGUGGAACUUUCAGGGACGACGAUGACAUCAAUGACGUGGCCUCCAUGGCUGGAGUCAACUUAUCAGAGGAGAGCGCUCGUAUCCUAGCAACCAACUCUGAGCUUGUAGGCACAGUGACCCGAUCCUGUAAAGAUGAAGCCUUCCUCUCCACUUCUUCACUCACUCGAAGAACUUUAGAGAUUGGUAAGAAGUUUGGUGUCAGCGAGCUGGCUCCAGAGGUAAUCAACUACAUUUCCCAUGCUACCCAGCUACGACUACAGAACCUGUUAGAAAAAGUGUCAGAAGUUGCACAACAGAAAAACAUAAUCUUUAAGGAGGAUGAGCGGUAUGAGCAGGUCAGUGAUGUGCGUGCUCAGCUAAAAUUCUUUGAGCAGUUGGACCAGAUGGAGAAACAGAGGAAAGAAGAGCAGGAGAGGGAGAUCCUCAUGAAAGCAGCCAAGUCUCGGUCACGGCAGGAGGACCCUGAGCAGCUCCGACUUAAACAGAAGGCCAAAGAGAUGCAGCAGCAGGAGCUGGCACAGAUAAGGCAGAGAGAAGCCAACCUAACCGCACUGGCUGCCAUCGGCCCUAGGAAAAAACGGAAAAUGGAUUCACCGUUCAGCGGUGCCAGUGUAGAGGGCUCAGGAUCUGGCCCCUCACAGUCAGCAAACUCCGGUGGAGGGGGCUCUCGACAGUUUACGAGGCACCGCAUUACCAGGGUCAACCUCAGGGACCUGCUCUUCUGCCUGGAGAAUGAAAGGGGGACCAGUCACUCGCACUUACUCUAUAAAGGCUUCCUAAAAUAGCACAAACACACAAAUUGUAUUGACCAGCUUCACUCAGUGGCAUUGAGGAAGUAGUUUACCACCAACUCAGAGUCCCUUUCAGCUGAUACUUAUUUUAAUCUGUUAUCACUGAAUGACAAAAGAGACCUCCAUCUAAGGGGUUAAGAAAAGAGACAUCUGGAAGACUGUGGAGCUACUGGCUUUGCCAACUUCCCUAAAGCACUGGCCUUUCACGUUUGCAAUUUGCAAUGCAUUGAGAUGGAGUGGAAAAGUGAAACUCUUGGUCCGCCUUUCAGUGUGCCCCCCCAGAUUUUAACUACCCCAAAUACACCACACCUCAUACACUGCCCCCUGCUGUCUGGGAGCAACAUGUCCUCAGCUGAAUCAGCACCCAAAGGACUGGAAUCGUCAUCACUGUCAUUGCGGUGACAUCACUUGUCAAAACAGCAAUGACACUUGUUUCUCUUAAGAACAACAUUCAGGUUUAAGUGGUUGGUUUUACAGUACGGCAGUAAUGUUAUUGUAAGCGUGUUAUCUAACAAGACACUGCGAAACACAAAGACAACCAUGUUGAUUUUAGGUUUUAGCAGAUAGGAUUUUCAUUUUUCUUUUCUCUAGUAUAUUGUAGCACAAUUGUAAUGCCUGUGGAUAGUUUUUUUUUGUGAGAUUUAACAGUUCUGUUAUAUGCUGAGUUGCCUUCUUCCCAAAGUAAGCCAUAUGCAUCACAGCUGUCUAACCUGGUGGUGUCUAAAGAAUCUUGCUUCAUCUCCCCGUCAGUUUCCUCUGGGUUUGUAGGGUGCGAGUUUUGCUGUUUUUUAUUUUGUUUUUUUUUUAAGCGCUUUCUUUGUUUGACUUAAUUUGGUUGGAAAAUUUAUUAAUUAUUAUUUAUGUCGUAUUUGUUGGAAAUGUUAUGUCCAAUCUUAGCACAAACAUGUUUUUAUUCCAUGUCUCGGGCCACUGUAGCAUUCUUACUGUAAGAGUUUCUGAAACACCUCUCACUCACCAGUAGAUUAAGAUGAAGGGAUGGUUGACAACCUGUUUGGAGAAGAGACUAUUUUUUGAACAAAUUAUUCACAAUAAUUGCAGUAAUUUCAGAGUCAUAAUUUUGCAGAGUUGGAUGUCCACAUUUUGUGUAUGACUCAAGUGAGGCCUAAAUACAGAAUAUGGACUGUACUCUUGACAGCUUUCAGAAUAAGUUUGUCAGAUGGCACGCCCACUUUAUAUCUUUUUAUAUUUUGUGCACAUACUAAUUUUUUUCUUUAUAUCUUUUUAUCAUAUUGUGAAAGAAUGACUGUAUAUAUUUUGGUUUGCUUUUUUUGUAGAUUUGUCAGGUUGUAAUUUCACAUCAGGAAAGUUUGUCUUUUAAAGAAUCCUGAUUACUGCUUAUCAAUCAAUAUUGAUACUCUUGCCAGAUAGCCUGUUACAAAUGUUAGUCUGGAUUCUUGCUGAUUUCUUUUAUCGAUAAAACAUGCAAAGACCUGACAGAAAUAUAUGUACCAAUAUCAUGUAAAUUUUGCACAGCCACUUGUCGAUAUGUAAAUAGACUAAUGAAAAGGUUUUUAAUUGCUAUUGUUUUAUAGAGGAUUGAGAGAGAAUGAUCUCCAU
Molecule: messenger RNA, 4506 nt
Organism: Lampris incognitus (smalleye Pacific opah)
Lineage: Eukaryota; Metazoa; Chordata; Actinopteri; Lampriformes; Lampridae
Gene: taf4
Product: TAF4A RNA polymerase II, TATA box binding protein (TBP)-associated factor
Exons: 16
Coding region: 1-2922 (973 amino acids)
Biological process (GO): transcription initiation at RNA polymerase II promoter; DNA-templated transcription
Cellular component (GO): transcription factor TFIID complex
Molecular function (GO): DNA binding; RNA polymerase II general transcription initiation factor activity; protein heterodimerization activity
Source: RefSeq, a predicted model, not a curated record